GUCUUUACUACAAGUUGCAUGGUGUCCAUCGCCCUGAUUCUAUGAAAAAGACCGUUAUCAAGCGAAGAAAGCGCGUCCCGGCAGCUGCAUCAAAAUCUGCCGGUGGCCAUUCUUCAGGGACCGACGGAAAAACUACUGGGACGGAGCCAGUCGACCUCUCUGGGGCCCCAUAUCAUCCUAGCCUCCACGCUCACAACGAGUCUCAGAUGCAGAUGACCGACAGAGCUGCUGCAGAGGCCUUGGUGGCUGUAGGACGUGUCCGACGACAUGUAGGCAAUGGGAGCGACUACUCUCUUACACCUCAUCGCGUCUACUCUCCCGACAUAUGGGGCGACGGAGAGCCCAAACGCAAAAGACAACGCAAGGACAUCGACGGGCCCGUUGAUGACGACAAUGGCGACGACGUCGACAUGGACAUUGGCCAUUCUCGACCAUCCAGCCAUCCUUCAAAACAAAGAGAAAGUCCAACUGAACUAGCAGCGCGUGGGGUGGUGGCGGACAAGCACAGACAUAAUUUACCGCCUCCGCCCCCCUCGGAGAGACUCGAGACUACGACAUUGACCCUUUCGAGUUCAUCCGUCGGUCGAGGACUAAGUCGGAGCGGGACCCCUGCGGAAUUAUCUACGCGUGACAAUGGGUUCACCCAUACUAUUACCCGUGCCCAAUCGGUGCCACAGCCCCCUGCUCGUCCUUCUCAACCUACUAUUCCACAUUCCCAUUCAAAUCCAGUCUAUCCGAACAAUCGACACAGUAGUCAUCAUCAGCAUUCCGACUCUCAUUCACUCAUAUCUCCAGUACCGCUUCCGAGGACAUCGUCCCCCCGUCUUCUCAAUGGCCACGCUCACUCAAUCGAUACCAGGUCUUCUUCACCCUAUCCUGACAGCAAACAAGAUUCUCGAUCAUAUGAUAAAAAAGAUCCUGAACUGCGAAGCAACGGCUGGCAGCAGCAGCGACAACGCUUCGGUGCCAAUAACGUCGAACUUCCUCCACUCGCCGAUAUCCAGGCUAAUCUUGAUAGGGACGAAGAAUCACGCAGGUCUUCUAGACCCCAGAAUUGGAAUACCCGUGGUGGUCAUGAGGAUAAUGGUAUCACCCGAAAUUCGAUGCCGAUGCAAUCGUCACCUCCGCCCCUGGUAGAAGCGUCUGCUCAGUAUACGAACAAUGGCCAUCCCUCGAGAACCUCUUCUUCGAGCCCUCCUAUUCAUCAAAGGGACGAAAGGGGUGUGUAUGUGAAUGGUUAUUCGACGCGUCGAACAGGGAAUUCUGAUGACAGAUCGAAUGGGAGC
Messenger RNA from Acaulospora colombiana, 1286 nucleotides. The record is from the annotation of a GenBank genome assembly. NCBI's taxonomy places the organism in Eukaryota, Fungi, Glomeromycota, Glomeromycetes, Diversisporales, Acaulosporaceae.